UAACUCAGUCUCUUCUGGUUUAACCAUUCUGUUUCAAAUUGAAACAGUCUCUUAAGUAAAUGCUCAUUCAAAGACUUUUCCUCUCCCUCUUCUUUCCCAAAUGGAUUCUGUGUGAGCAGGAGUUUAUGGGACUUCAUGGCAGCAAGGAAAGAAUCAACCUCAGAACUGUAUGCAGUGGUCCUUGGAGUGUCCUAUGACUUCUCACUGGCCUUGUUACCAGAGAUUGAAAGGGUCCUCGAUAAAUGUCACAGGAAGGAAUUCCAGGACACACCAAAAUAUUAAUAUAUGCAAACAAAGCCAAGCAAGCCAAGGAUUUAUUAAAAGGAAGAAAACAUUACAGUAUACUCUCAAGAUGGCAUGAAAGUGGACAGGUCCAGGAUAAAAGGCAACUGCACCGAAGAACAAAGAAAUUUAGACAGGUGUUCCCAGGGCGUUCCCAGGACAGGUCUUUACUGUUGAUGACCACUCCUUCCUGUCAGGAGCCUCCAUUCUCCUUUACAUGGAGUCACAAGAAUGAAUGAAGUCCUCUGAGUAUACGGACCAAAGAAAGCUGCGGUGGAGAUAUACCACAUUUUCCAGGGUGAUGAAAUGUUCUGAAUUGACUGUGGUGAUGGCUGCACAGUGUAAUUUCGGUGGGAUUCAGCAGAUGGCAUUAAAGAGCUCCCCCACCCACACACACCCCAACGUUAAAUGUGGUUACCAGUGAAAUAAAUAUUUGAGGAAGUACUUGAAUUUCCUACAGACUGCCAACGGGACAGAUAGGCAGAUUGUUUCGGUGGUGUUGCUCUUGAUCGCGUUCUUCUCCGUCCAUCUCUUUGCAAUGAGAAUGCUGAGGAAGAUGGGAUGCAAGUGAAUUACUCCUGGAGGAAGUGCUGCCAUACAACUCCUCUGUUUUUAUGGGCAGGUUUAUGUAGUAUCUUCUCCAGGCUGUUUUUAUGAGCUAUUUUCUCUUUACUCAGACCACUGAAGUUGUUCUGCGGUGCUACUUGUCAGGUGGAAUUGUAGGUUUCAGAAAUGUUUCCUAGGCUUUACCCAAUUUCAUCAAAAGAGUUGAAAAGUCUUCGCGAAUGACGAUGGAGGGGUGUACCAGGACUUCUCCUAUGUCAAAAGAAAUCAGAAUCAGAAGGGAUCAUUGGGCAGCUCUACAAAAGGGGACCACCUGGAUAAUCCAGAAUGAUCUCCUCAUCCCAAGAUCCUUAAUUGUCUCUGCAAAGACUGUUUUUCCAAAUAAGGAUGUGCAUCUGUAACAAGAUUCUCUGAAGAAUAGCAACUGCCCUUAGGAAUAUCUAGUCUUACGAAAUGACUAAAACUAAUUCUACCAUCUUCCAUUCUGCCAUCAUCUUCAUGUUACUACUUGAGAUCAAAAUCCAGUUAUCUGAUGCAAGUGACUUUUUAGUUGACAGAUCAAAAACAGGUCUCAUCCAUGUUCCCAAAGACCUAUCCCUGAAAACAACAAACCUAGAUAUAUCACGAAACUGUAUAUCUGAGCUUUCUGCUUCUGACAUCCUGUCAUUAUCAAAGCUGAGGAUUUUGAUAAUUUCUCAUAAUAGAAUCCAGUAUCUUAACAUCAGUGUUUUUGAAUUUAACCAGGAAUUGGAAUACCUGGAUUUGUCCCACAAUAUGUUGGAGAAGAUUUCUUGCCAUCCAACUGUGAACCUCAAGCACUUAGACCUCUCAUUUAAUGCAUUUGAUUUCCUGCCCAUAUGCAAAGAGUUUGGCAACAUGUCUCAACUACAAUUUCUGGGUUUGAGUGCCACACGGUUACAAAAGUCUAGUGUGCUGCCAAUCGCUCAUUUGCAUAUCGGUAAGGUUUUACUGGUCUUAGGAGACUCUUAUGGGGAAAAAGAAGACCCCGAGAGCCUUCAAGAGCUGAACACGGAGAGUCUGCACAUUGUUUUUCCCACAAGUCAGGAGUUCCACUUUAUUUUGGAUGUGUCAAUCAACACUGCAGUAAGUCUGGAACUAUCAAAUAUUCAGUGUGUGCUUCAUAAUAAUGGAUGUUCUUAUUUCCUAAAUGUUCUGUCAAAACUUCAAAAGAAUUCAAGGCUAUCAAAUCUUACUUUAAAUAAUAUCAUAACCACUUGGUAUUCUUUCAUUACGAUCCUCCAGUCGGUUUGGCAUACAAGCGUAGAGUUUUUCUCAAUUUCAAAUGUGAAACUACAAGGUCACCUUGACUUCAGAGAUUUUGAUUAUUCUGACACUUCACUGAAGACUUUGUCUAUACACCAAGUUGUCAGUGAUACGUUCACUCUUUCCCAAAGUUAUAUCUAUAAAAUCUUCUCAAAUAUGAACAUCCAGAAUUUCACAGUGACUGGUACACAGAUGAUGCACAUGGUUUGCCCAUCACAAAUGAGCCCAUUUCUACACUUGGAUUUUUCUAAUAAUCUCUUAACAGAUAUGGUUUUUAACAAUUGUGGAAACUUGGCUAGGUUGGAGACACUUAGUUUACAAAUGAAUCAAUUGAAAAAACUUGCAAACAUAGUUCAUAUGACCAAGGAGAUGAAAUCUCUACAACUGGAUAUUAGCCAGAAUUCUCUAAGUUAUGAUGAAAAUGAAGGAUAUUGCUUUUGGACUAUAAGUUUAUUGAGCUUAAAUAUGUCUUCAAAUAUACUUACCAACUCAGUUUUCAGAUGCUUACCUCCCAGAGUCAAGGUUCUUGAUCUUCACAAUAACAGAAUAAGGAACAUCCCUACAGAUGUCACUAGUCUGGAAGCUUUGCAAGAACUCAAUGUUGCUUUCAAUUCUUUAGCCCACCUUCCCGGAUGCGGUAGCUUUAGCAGCCUUUCUGUACUGACCAUUGACUACAAUGCAAUUUCCAACCCAUCAGCUCAUUUCUUCCAGAGCUGCCAGAAGAUUAGGUCUAUAAAAGCAGGGAACAAUCCAUUCCAGUGUACGUGUGAGCUAAGAGAAUUUAUCCAAAGUAUAGGCCAAGUAUCAAGAGAGGUGGUAGAGGGUUGGCCUGACUCUUAUAAGUGUGACUAUCCAGAAAGCUAUAAGGACACCCUACUAAAGGACUUUCAUGUGUCUCCAUUAUCCUGCAACACAGCUCUGCUGAUUGUCACCAUUGGGGUCACUGGACUGGUGUUCGCUGUCACAGUGACCAUCCUCUGUAUCUACUUUGAUCUGCCCUGGUAUCUCAGGAUGAUGUGUCAGUGGACCCAGACCCGGCACAGGGCUAGGAACAUAAAUUUAGAUGAACUCCAAAGAACUCUCCAGUUCCACGCUUUUAUUUCAUAUAGUGGGCAUGAUUCUGUCUGGGUGAAGAGUGAAUUACUGCCAAACCUAGAAAAGGAAGAUAUACGGAUUUGUCUCCAUGAGAGAAACUUUGUUCCUGGCAAGAGCAUCGUGGAAAAUAUCGUCACCUGCAUUGAGAACAGUUACAAGUCCAUCUUUGUUUUGUCUCCCAACUUUGUUCAGAGUGAGUGGGGCCAUUAUGAACUCUACUUUGCCCACCACCAUCUCUUUCACGAAGGAUCUAAUAACUUAAUCUUGAUCUUGCUGGAACCCAUUCCAAAGUAUUCCAUUCCUAGCAGCUAUCACAAGCUCAAAAUUCUCAUGGCACAGAGAACUUAUUUGGAAUGGCCCAAGGAGAAGAACAAACAUGGACUUUUUUGGGCUAACCUAAGAGCAUCCAUUCAUAUCAAGUUGAUGAAGCAAGCAAAAGAAAUAGCUCACACAUACAUCUAACAAUAUUCCUCUUUUCACCCUUAUUUUUGGAAGGUCCAACAAUGACAUUUUGCAUCAACACGAAUCUAAACAUGAUUUUGAAUUUAUGAAAUAGAUAAAAAUGUGUACUCUCAGGCCCCAGUUCAUCAUUUAUAUGUGGUAAUAAAAAUUAAUGAAAUAAUAUAAACUUGAUUUAAACAGCUAAUUUCUAACAUAUGAGGGAUUCGCCUGUUUCUUUGCUAGGAGAGAGUUGAUUGAAUUUAUCCUGUAAUUAAGAGAACCACCUUUUAAACAACUUCAGUGAUAUAUGUUCCUGUGUGCCGGGGUUAAUAUUAGAAAACUCCACGUCUUUUAUACCUGUAUCUGGGAGUGUAUAGCAGAUUUCUAUAGAUGAUGGUGCAUUCCUCUUUUCCACUCAGCAUUUGCCUCUAUGUUAAAGGCUACUGAUUGCUAAUGUUGGAGACUCUUUGUCUUAAGGGUUUUCUCCCUGACAAUGAAAACCCACUUGGCCCACACAAUGAGCGAUUCAGAAGCACUGCAGGUUGUCCUUGGAAGCAGCCCUCAAGCAACGUCAGAAAGAGAAUUGGUGGAUAAAUGCCCCAACUUUCUUGCCUGUUUUGGGGGAUAAACCUGGGGGUGUACUUUAUAUUCUUCCUGAGUUCCCCAGUAGGGUAGAAUUCUGAUUCUCCACAGUAGAAACAACUUGUUAAGCAUUCUUUACUGGCUUCUUUUCUAUUCUUAUCUCAUCCUCAUUCCUCCAAGGGUGUUUCC
Messenger RNA from Rhinolophus ferrumequinum (greater horseshoe bat), 4437 nucleotides. It is a transcript of the gene TLR1, whose product is annotated as toll like receptor 1. The transcript has 7 exons. The record is from RefSeq and is a predicted model, not a curated record. Gene Ontology annotation, cellular component: Toll-like receptor 1-Toll-like receptor 2 protein complex; membrane. Gene Ontology annotation, biological process: inflammatory response; cellular response to triacyl bacterial lipopeptide; immune response. Bases 1300 to 3687 code for a protein of 795 amino acids. Lineage: Eukaryota; Metazoa; Chordata; Mammalia; Chiroptera; Rhinolophidae. Gene Ontology annotation, molecular function: Toll-like receptor 2 binding; transmembrane signaling receptor activity; lipopeptide binding.